This is a messenger RNA of Arabidopsis lyrata subsp. lyrata, 827 nucleotides long. RefSeq lists its product as uncharacterized. The record is from RefSeq and is a predicted model, not a curated record. Bases 242 to 481 code for a protein of 79 amino acids. Lineage: Eukaryota; Viridiplantae; Streptophyta; Magnoliopsida; Brassicales; Brassicaceae. The transcript has 3 exons.
AAUAAAAGAGAAAGAAGAAGCAAAAAAGAAUUUUUAGAAUAAAAAUCAAAAAAGGAGAGAAAAUUAAAAAAGUCUCUCUUUUUCUUUUUUCUUCUCCCAGAUUCUCUCUCUCUUGUUCUCCGAUCAAAAAUAUUUUUCUCUCACUUUCCUUGGUUUUCUCGGCGGCUUCUUCUCCUCUAUUUCCCCCAAAUCGUUUUCUCCAUUUUUCUUGGGAUAAAUCUUCCUCCUUUCUGCAGACGCCAUGUCGGACAAAGGUCGUCCCUUGCCGAAAUUUGGUGAAUGGGAUGUGAAUGAUCCAGCAUCCGCAGAAGGUUUCACAGUGAUAUUCAACAAAGCUAGGGAUGAGAAAAAGACCGGUGGCAAACCCGGAUCACCCGGUAAAUCCAGUGAGGGUCAUGCUAAGUCUGGAGGAGGAGAUCCUAGUAAACCUCAGCCUAAAAAAUGGCUCUGCUGCAUGCAAUCUCCAGCUGUGGACUCUUGACAGACACAAAGAUCUUGACAGACACAAAGAUGGAUUUGCUUGCUGCCCAAAGAAUGUCACAGUGCUUACACAUUUUAUUGUUUUUCUUGAAAUUACCCACACAAAAAAAAAAAAAAGUUCCUAAGAUGGUUUGGAGCUUCACCACCUUUAGUAUCACGAUUAUGAUUCCUUCUUUGAAGUUGUUUGUUCUUCUUAAAAUGCUGUAAAAUCGUGUUGCCACUUUAUUGGAAAAAAAAAAGGAAGAAAAAAAGAAAAACACAGUUACUGUGUCUAUAUGUAAUGAUUCUCUUGGGUCUUUUUGGUUUUUCUUUUAUUUUAUGGUGUCUUUUUCCUUGAUUUUUAAAUA